UCACAAAUUUCGCCUCUGUGUUUUUUGUGUUGUGCCACAGUGUAGUUGUGCAUUGUUUUUCAAUUUAUUCCGCAAGAAAUUACUGUAUAAAUCAAUAGGAAAAGUGAGAAAAUCAUUAUAAAAGAGGUCUUGAAUAGUUUAUAAGUGUCUGGUGCAUAUACAAAAAAGACAUUAUAUCGUUUAUCUAUGUGAAAAUUUCUGUGGAAAAACACCUGGAAGAAAACACCUGCGCAGGGAGGGCAGAAAAAUGAGUGAGUGGAGGGAAAUAGAGGCACUAAAUGCCUGGUCUACAAAUUAUGUUCACAAAAGUUUUUACGUGAUAACACCCCAUAAAUUAGCUGUGGCACUAUUGCUGCAGGAAUACGUAAAAUUGCGACAAUUUCUCUCAAAGAGAGCCAUGGACUUUUUGCCAAAGUACCGGAAAAGCUUCAAUCUUCUCCUGCUGAAGCUAAUACAAUACCCAGACAUGUCUUACAAGGAACUCCAUGAUCAUCUCAUAUCAACCACCUAUCGUCUGCAUGAUGAUCACUUAGAAGCCUUCCAGAAAGUCAUUGCAAACAUUUUAGAGGGUGGAAUGGAGAUGCUUCAUGAUUUGCCGGCCAAUUUGGAGAAGAUCAUGAACGAUACGGCCACCCCGACCGGUGGAUCUACUCAGUUGGGUAUUGGUGGACUUUUGCUAAGGAGAUUUGUCAUCACGCUGGAUCGGAUGACUUUUCCUGAGCUGAUGAAAUUGUAUCAAAAUGUCUGUGCAUACUUCAGGAAGGACGUCCGAGCAAUUGCCCUGGGAUCGAAGGAAGCCGGAGUAAUGAUUGAUCUGGAGGAGCAGGAGGAAACUGUGGGACGUCCAAAAGGUGACAAGGAGUUCAGCAGGUGGUCCCGGAGGCAGACUGAACUAUUUGUAGCUCAACAGUGUGCACUGUUGCAAUCAAAUGAGACCAAAGCCCUCAAUCCCCGGGAGCUCCAAGCCAAAUUGGCUGAGAUCAUCAAGGACAAUCCCCUAUACUCCCAUGCUCAUUUCCUCAACUAUAUGAACUGUGUCCGUGUGCGGGAUUAUGUGGGAGCAGUAGAGAAUCUCCAUCGGGCUUUUGAUCGGAAUGCCGUGAAGAAUUUGUCACCAGUGGAAUCCAGAGGGUAUCAGUACUUAAGUCUCAAUUUGGCUAUCUUGCAUGCCCAAUUUGGUCAUAUGCGGGAAGCUCACGUGAGCUUAAAGGAGGCUAUAAUGCUGGCUCAGGAAGUCGGUGAUCGGACAUGCCUUCAGCUAGCCAAUUCUUGGCUCAGCUACUUGCUCAGCUAUCAUAAGAUUCAAGUGCCUGAUCGUAUUUCCGCCACAGCCGUUGAGGCCAAUGUGAUCAAAUCAAUUUCUCUUGGUAUCCAAUUUUUUGUGAAAUCUGUAGCCCAGAUGGGCUUUGAGCCCGCCAAACAGUUUGAGUUGCUCAUGUGGAGUGAUUAUUGCAACAUCCAACAGUCCAUGCAGGAACUCAUAGCCAACUGUGUUGUCGAGAAGGCAGCACUGUGGACUCUCUAUGGACGCAACGAUUUGGCCUCGUUGACGAGUCAGGUGCUCCUGAAUGCCAACAUGACCAAUAUGGGCAAAGCUUACAAUGGAGAAAAUCUCUGUCAUGCCAUCUGCUGCCUAGCCCUCUGGCUCAGUCUCAAUGGGGAUCACUUUCGCACCUAUGCUGUCCUCCAGUAUGCCCGCAAAUGCUUCCCAAGGGACCCCAAUGCACGCCUCUGGACACUCACAGAACUCUAUGUUGCCUCCACCAAGGCCAUCCAUAUGGGCGAAUGGCAAAAAGCCAAUAUCGCGUGCUGUCGCAUUCAUCCACUCGAUAAGAAUUUGAGCAUCCUUCAACGUGUCACGCUCAACAUUGCUCGAGGAAAUCUAUCAAUAGCCCAUGAUUUGCUUCAGGAUCUACUUGCGGACAAGGCUCUGCCAAAUCAAAAACCCCUCGUGUGGACACGUGCUAUGAUCCUUCACGCCACAGCCCUCAUUCCCUCAUCAGAAGUCAUAAACGUCCUCAUUGAGGUUCAUGAAUUUGCACGCCGAAAGCAUUUUGAUUAUGAAGUGGCCACUAUUGAUGCCCUCUUUGCCCAUCAACUUCUGGCCAUGGGAAUGCCAGCAAAAGCUCUGAAAUCUUGCCACAAAGCACUCGAUGUAAUUCUUCAGCAUGGUGGCAUCUAUGAUCGUGCUAAAAUCAUGUUUCUCUUCGCGAGAUGUGCUGUGGCUGCAGCUGAGUCAUCAAAGAGGCGUCAGGAGAUGGAAAAGUGUGAACCAUUGCUCACAGAAGCCAUUCAAUUCUUCACUAAACUUGGAGCUUAUGUGAAAGUCAAAGAUAUUUAUGCAUUUAUGGCUCAAUUUUACCACGAGAUUGGAAAUCAGGCAGAAAGGAAUCGGUGUGCAUUUAAAUUUCGCGAAAUAGAUGAACAAUAUCCCACUGGAAGCUUUGAGGUGGUUGAUGCCAUAAUUUAAACUGAUUAGCUAAUAAAAAAAAUUAGUGAACAUUA
Messenger RNA from Phlebotomus papatasi, 2505 nucleotides. RefSeq names its product anaphase-promoting complex subunit 5 (gene ida). The transcript has 2 exons. Gene Ontology annotation, cellular component: anaphase-promoting complex. Bases 248 to 2470 code for a protein of 740 amino acids. Lineage: Eukaryota; Metazoa; Arthropoda; Insecta; Diptera; Psychodidae. Gene Ontology annotation, molecular function: protein binding. Gene Ontology annotation, biological process: anaphase-promoting complex-dependent catabolic process; positive regulation of mitotic metaphase/anaphase transition; protein K11-linked ubiquitination. The record is from RefSeq and is a predicted model, not a curated record.